Messenger RNA from Schistosoma margrebowiei, 426 nucleotides. NCBI's taxonomy places the organism in Eukaryota, Metazoa, Platyhelminthes, Trematoda, Strigeidida, Schistosomatidae. The record is from the annotation of a GenBank genome assembly.
AUGAUUAUCUUUAUAUAUGGAUAUGAUGAUCCAUUCUAUAUGGAUACUGAAUAUCCAACAUCACUAUCCCCACCAUCAUCAUCGUUAUCAUCAUUACUGAAAUCAAAGAAAACGAAUUCUAUGUUCCAAAAUUUACAUACAUUCUAUUGGAUAAAUGGAAUUGAUUCAUGGAAUCCUUAUAGAGGAUAUUAUGAAUCUUAUAUGAAUAAACGGAAAUAUCCACAUCAUCAUCAUCAUCACCAUCGUCGUCGUCGUCGUCAUCGACGUCAUCAUCAAAAUCGUCAAUUUUUAUCAUUACAAACUGAUUUAUUUAAAUUACUUAAAGGUAAACGUAAAAUAAAUAAUGAUCAUGAUAUUGUAAUUGAUCGAUUAUUAAAUAAUGAAAUAUUUAAAUUAAGAGGUUGGAGACCACAACGUUAUGGAUAA